Messenger RNA from Anoplophora glabripennis (Asian longhorned beetle), 606 nucleotides. RefSeq lists its product as uncharacterized. The transcript is spliced from 3 exons. Gene Ontology annotation, biological process: RNA catabolic process. The record is from RefSeq and is a predicted model, not a curated record. NCBI's taxonomy places the organism in Eukaryota, Metazoa, Arthropoda, Insecta, Coleoptera, Cerambycidae. The coding region runs from base 38 to 451 and encodes 137 amino acids. Gene Ontology annotation, cellular component: ribonuclease H2 complex.
UCUGUGAUUUCUGUGUUCUGUGAUUUAAAAAUUAAAAAUGGCUACUAUUCAUAUACAAAGCGGGAAAAAUAAUAUUGAUCAUAGCUUAAAAUAUAGUAAUAUACAAAGUGUCCCUUUUAAAAUUCAUGCUGAUUGUGACGCUAAAGUAACCAAAUAUUUUGAUAAAUAUGUUAAAACCCAAGAGAACGGAACUUUCACUGGUUCAUUUAGGGGAUGCCCACUCCGAGGAAAGAAGGUAGAAAUUCCCGAAAGCUAUGUAGGCCUAGUCUUACACGAAAGUAUUAAACCUUCCAGGGAGAAGGACGAACGCAAAUUCUAUAUAAUUAAUAAUUUUAAUGAAAUAACAUUUUGGAACUGGGAUAAAGUAACUAGUGAUAAUGACUCGAUUACGCAAGCCUUGCAGUGGAUCGACAUUGCUGAAGCUCUACACAGUCCGAUUUUGGAAGAAUGACACAAACUUUAUUAACCAUCUGGUGCCUUACGUGAAAUGGACCGUGCCUAGUUGGUUUGUUAUAGUUUUCAUUAUAAUCUUUAUGGUAAUUACACAUCUGAUACACAAUAUAUUGUCAAUUUUUAUAAACUGUUUAAUAAAAUACGAAAGCGUGA